AUGUCUCAAGCAACUAAUAAGUAUUACCCACCAGAUUGGGACCCAAAGAAGGGUUCAGUUAAUAAGUUUGUUGGGAAGCAUCCAUUGGGACAGAGAGCAAGAAAGAUUGAUCAAGGUAUAUUGGUGGUGCGAUUCGAGAUGCCAUUCCCAGGAGGUGCCUGGUGUCUAAAGUGUGACAAUCACAUCGGACGAGGCGUACGCUACAACGCCGAGAAGAAGUCCGUUGGCAAAUACCUCUCCUCAACCAUCCACUCCUUUCGCAUGAAGUGUCAUCUUUGCGACAAUCGCUUUGAGAUACAUACUGAUCCAGAGCAUACUGACUUCAAGAUUGUCUCUGGACUUAGGAGAAGAGAGGAGGCUGGCGAGGAAGAGGAAGAUGAUGGAGCGGUCAUACGUGUGAGGUCCGCUGAGGAGAAGGAGUUGCUAAAGACUGAUCCAAUAUUUAGAUUGCAAGAGAGGAAGAAGGACGCGGAACAAGGCAAGCAGAUGACAUCAAUGUUGUCCGAUUUAUACAAGGUGACAAAUAGUAGAUCAAAGGAUGAUUAUCAAUUGUCAUCAUUGUUAAGGAAGGGAUUUAGAGAGGACAAGAAGAAGGACGCUCUGGAGAAGAAGGAACGUGAGGACCGAGGCAUCACCAUCGAUCUCUUGCCAACCUCCCAUGAAGAUAUUGUCGAGGCAUCAAAGACUAGCUUCUACGGUGCUACCAAGAGGAAAGCCGAUCAACUCCAAUCGAUGAAGAAUGAGGAUGUUAGGACUUCAUCAAUUUUCAAACAGUCAUCUUCAUCAUCCUUGUCCUCAUCUUCGUCAUCGUCUUCAAAGUUAUCCACAUCAUCAUCGUCGAAAUCAACAUCGACAUUGACAAACGAUAAGAGAAAGGACAUAUUACUCAAACGAUCAAGACUGGAUCCAUCACUUCUCAAACAUUCUUCAUCAGUUGGAUCAGGAUCACCUUUCUCCACAAGUCUGUUUGGUGGCAGUGGCACCACUACCUCAACAACAUCAACAAGUUCAUCCACAUCAAAGUGA
Messenger RNA from Acytostelium subglobosum LB1, 1026 nucleotides. RefSeq lists its product as hypothetical. The coding region runs from base 1 to 1026 and encodes 341 amino acids. Gene Ontology annotation, cellular component: U2-type spliceosomal complex; post-mRNA release spliceosomal complex. Lineage: Eukaryota; Evosea; Eumycetozoa; Acytosteliales; Acytosteliaceae. The record is from RefSeq and is a predicted model, not a curated record. Gene Ontology annotation, biological process: mRNA splicing, via spliceosome. The transcript has 2 exons.